CGUUGUUGAAUAAUACGCAAAGACCUCAAUAAUUGACGUCUCGUUGUUAAUUGUUGUCGCAGUGGUGAUAAAGCGCUAAUAUCAAGAGAGCGUAAGAAUUUCGUAACGCAAAGGUUUUCGCAAAGUCCUUGUUGUGGCAUACUCCGAGGGCAAAAGAAGAAAAUUAACUCGUCGCGUGUGCGCGUAUAUACUGCUGCGACGUAUGUGGUACUACAUGUGCUUCCGCACAGCGGUCGUUGAAUAAAAAUACGUUUUUCACGGUAUCCCAACAUUAUACAUUAAAAUAAAGAUUAUAUUUUGCUCUGCCCCGAAAAACAACUUAUUCGUGUAUACAUAUAUAUAUAUAUGUGCACACAAAAGACACUAUUGUCGCAUCGCGAAAGCCUUCAAACGUUUUCCGUUUCGCGUAUAUACACUACCUUACGAUAAAUACAAAUAUAAAAUCGAUGCUUAUUUUUAGUAUAUUUUGUCAUUUUCGUACAUUAUAAUUAAUAUAUAUCAUAUUCUUUCGUACCUUCUCUCGUAUACCGGUGCACACGCGGGUGAAACGCUUACGUAUAUAUAUAUAUAUAUUAUGCACGUCUGAUGUCGCCUCGUGCUUAUUAGCAAAACUCGAGUUUUUUUUUUCGUCAUCGCGCGCGAUCAUCUGUCAGUUCUCGAAAAAAGAGAGCCACGAAAUCGUACGCGUGUAUAUACCGUGUAUACAGAAACAACAAUAAAAAACCAAUGCUUAAUUUUGAUCAUCGCGUCGUCGUCGACUUGAAUGGCCUUAUACAGCUGCGAUAAUACGCAAAGAAGAAACAAGUGCCACAACUUUUUUUUUUUUUCUCCAAGAUCUUCUCAUUCUCCGUUUCACUGCUGCUGCUCACAGAGAGAGACGACGAAACGAGAGUCAACGUAACAAUUAUGCCAGCUGAAAUAAUAGUGCGAACGUCGUUGCAGAUCAUCGAAUACAACUCGACAGGCUUCGCCGGAAAGGGAUGCAGCGCGGUCAGUUGAGAGACGUUCCAUCCUGGAUGGCACGUCUCUUACCGGAGCCUUUCGAAGGUUUCAACAGAGGGGACCCCUUCAAAAUGUUUAGUUCCAAAAAUACUGCAACGUCGACGUUUUACGCGGAUCUCGAGGCAACCGCAGAAAACGAGGAUUCAACUAAGACUCCAGAUUCCAAAAAUUUUUGCUCUACCGAAAGGAAAAGCAUUGCCAACGAAGAUGGUAUUUCUCAGGAUUCUGAUUCGGUCGUCAGCUCCGAAGAACAACAAACAUACGGCGGUCAUUCCUUCCAUAGAAUUGCUAGCUUUGGCGGCUUCCCUAGAUUUCAAGCUUUUGUCAUGUCCGCCUCUGGAUCUGAUCCGUGUAGCGGCUCUACUUUUGGAGAAAGCGCAACAACCUCGAUUGUACAAAUGUCGCACAGUGUUUUGGAAUACAGGAGUAGCAGAUACGCAACGACGAAGAGAACCUCAAAUCGGUAUACAUUGGAUUCGUAUGCGGUAAGCGAAUCCGAGAGCGAAGAUGAGUCCGAAGAGACACGUUCUUCGGAGACGGAUUCAGUCUCGACCCUCGAUCAGAAAGAUGAUGAGGAGACGACGGCGCCGACGACGACGACGACGACGACGACGACGACGACGACGACAACGACAACGACGACGACGAUGACGACGAUGACAUCACCGACGACGACGACGACGAUGCGCGAGUUAGUGGAAGGAAUGACGAGUGCUCCCCACGAAAGAACAUCUGCUAUAAGUCGCCAAAAGCGUGCACAACGUGUAGCCGAAGAAUUGCUUGUGACCGAAAAGAAAUACGUAUCAAUUUUACACCUGAUAGAUCAGGUGUUUCAAUUCCGCGUUGACCAAGAGAACCGCGCGCAUCCGAUGUUUCCACCCGAGACUGUUCAACACAUGUUCUCCAAUAUCAAAUCCAUAUAUAAAUUUCACAAUGAUUUUUUGCUUCCCCAACUCGAGGAACGAAUGCAGAAUUGGCACGAAAAUCCAAGAAUCGGUGAUAUAAUGAAAAAUUUUGCUCCUUUCCUCAAAAUGUAUACCGAGUAUGUGAAAAAUUUCGAUUACGCUAUGAAUCUCAUCAACACUUUGCAACACAAAGUAACAAGAUUCGCAAACAUCAUAAAUGACAUACAAAAACUUGAGGAAUGCGCUAAAUUGUCUUUGUCACAUCACAUGCUCAGUCCCAUCCAACGAUUGCCCAGAUACGAACUUUUACUCAAGGAUUAUCUUCGAUACCUUGACAACGAUAAUCCUGAUUACGAGAACACGAGAAAAGCUCUGGAGCUCGUAUCAACGGCGGCUAAUCAUACGAACGAGGCGAUGAAAAAAAUUGACAAGUUCAAAAAAUUACUAGAGAUACAAGAAAGUAUUUACGACGCUACCGAUCUGGUUAGCGCGACUCGGGAGUUGAUUAAAGAAGGGAGAAUAGUCAAGAUAUCAGCGCGGAGCGGUGAUCAUCGAGAAAGAUACUUGUUUCUGUUUAGCGAUAUGUUACUGCUGUGUUCCAUAAGACUGAUACCGGGACCGUUGUAUCGGUUACGAGCCAAAUUUUUCAUUGAAAAUAUCGAGGUCGCCGAGGGUGAUAAUCUCGAAACCGCGAAUACGUUUUACGUGAGAGACGCGAAUAAAAGCGUUGAAUUGUAUACCGAGUCGAGUGCCGAAAAAGCGGCUUGGCUCGAUGCUUUAUUCCAAACGAUGCAGGAGAUAAUGAGGAGAAAGGCAAGUCUCAAGACUGGCAAUAAUGAAACUGCUCUGGUGAAAACGGACGAUGUCACGAGGUGUAUGGUGUGCGAGGCAAUAUUUUCCGUUAUGAAGAGAAAGCAUAAUUGUCGAGCUUGCGGAAUAGUCGUUUGUAGUAAAUGUUCCAAUCAAAAGUUACUCUUUGAGGACAAUAAAAACAUGAGAGUGUGCAGGUUAUGUCACGCCGCGUUGACUCAGCCGUUAACGAAAUCGCCAACUUCUCCCUCCGGCCCUGUUCCAACAUUGCUACGAGUCUCUGCUAAUGAUCCUUGUGUAUUGUCCGGUUAUUUAUAUCUUAAAACUCAAGCCAGUAAGCCAUGGACGAGAAGAUGGUUCGCUCUUCAUUCCGACUUUGUUCUUUACACAUUCAAAUCGGUUAACGAUCGACUGGCGCUGACGGCAACGCCUAUGCCAGGUUUUACGCUUACCGAGGCUACUAACUUACCGGACGACGAUCCCCUUAAUCCACGGGAUCGCAAAGGAACUUUUAAAAUUCAUCACUCGAGAAAAUUUUAUUACCUCCAGGCUCAUUCUCAAGAAGAAACUGAUACAUGGAUGCAUACGCUUGAACUUGCAACGAAAGCAGAGUUACCUCAUCUCGAAACGAAAAAAAUUCAAACGGUCGAUGAGCAAAAAGAGCAGGAUAGAUGCGAGGAGAGCCAAGAGGAAAAUAACGCACAACAAAAUUCAUAGCUCAUUUGAACUCAACGAGAGUUUAACGCAACAGAAAAACGACAUUUUUUUUUUAUGUUGUGCAAAAACGAAAAACAAAAAAGGAAUUAAAAGAAGAAACAUAAUCGUAGCAGUAAGUAGGCACUAUUGAUACAUAUAAAAUUAAGCGCCGUUAUAUUAUGUUAUUCGACGAUGAAAACGUUGUAGGAUAAUCGAGUCAAUUGACUAACGCAACCGAAGCGCUUGUUGUUUUGUAAUAUUGUGUUAUCAUAGUAUAUUCCGGACAAACAAAAAAUGUAUAUAUAUAUAUAUUAGUUGUGUGAAAAAAAUGGAUCAACAAACGUAUCCAUGAAAUUUGCACAGAAAUGUUAAAGUUGAAAUUUACGUGUUUUUGGGAGAAUUUUUAUUUAAAUCGACGCUUUAAAAAGGCAGGGGCUCCCUUUGAUAUUUAUAUACGUGGUAGCAACAGUAAUUACUCGGUUAACGAGCGCGAGCCAGUAAAAUUUUGUCGACUAAAUAUCGAUCCUCGUGCAAGCAAUAAAUGAAAAUACAGAGGAAAUACGUUUUUCGCGAGUGUUUUGCACGCAAAUUAA
Venturia canescens is the source of this 4006-nucleotide messenger RNA. Its product is annotated as FYVE, RhoGEF and PH domain-containing protein 4-like. Gene Ontology annotation, cellular component: cytoplasm. Gene Ontology annotation, biological process: cytoskeleton organization; filopodium assembly. NCBI's taxonomy places the organism in Eukaryota, Metazoa, Arthropoda, Insecta, Hymenoptera, Ichneumonidae. Gene Ontology annotation, molecular function: guanyl-nucleotide exchange factor activity; metal ion binding. The transcript is spliced from 8 exons. The record is from RefSeq and is a predicted model, not a curated record. The coding region runs from base 981 to 3434 and encodes 817 amino acids.